AUGCCAACUCACCUUGAUGAAGUCCGCAGGGCUUGGAAAACCCUCAAUGAGAAUAGCGGUAGAGCUAGCGUGGUGACAUUGAAUGGAGAGCCUGAAUCAUUGCAAGUGGCCCAUAUUGUUGCGGUGGCAAGGCUCUCAGUGGAUGCUGCCUUUUUGCAGUCCGAUCCUAUUGUGGCUCGUAUUCAGGAAAGCAUUGCCACAUUGGACUUGCAUUUGAAUAACGGAGAAGUUAUAUACGGUACAUGGGAAAGAAUUCGACUCUGUUCAUUGGGGGUCAAUACUGGCUGCGGUGGCAAUGCAAACACAAGGACAAGAAAACUUGAGUUGCUCCAGAAAGCCUUCCUACAGCAUCAUCAAUCAGGUGUCCUUCUCUCACUACCUGAAAAUGGGAAUAGUUCGUAUACUAUGCCCCACGACGCUAGUCACCACGCCCUGCCACGAGAGGUUGUGCGCGGUGCUAUGCUUCUGCGAUGCAACUCCCUGCUUCGGGGGCAUUCUGCUGUCAGAAUGGAGGUUAUAGAGCUCUUGAUUCAGGCCCUCAAUUUUGGAAUUACUCCACUCAUCCCUCUUCGAGGUAGUAUUUCGGCCUCUGGAGAUCUAUCACCUCUUGCCUAUCUUGGUGGAUUGAUUGAGGGAAGUCCCGACAUUUUCGUGCAGGUGGCACAGGAAAGCCCCAACAAUGGAAAUCCAGAAAAAGGGGUUGAGGUGAUGUCAGCCGCGAAUGCGCUGCGCCGAGCCAACAUCACACCUCUGACCUUGAGGGCGAAGGAAGGCCUCGGAGUCAUGAACGGAACUGCACCGAGUGCUGCGGCUGCCGCGCUCACGUUGCAUGAUAUCAACAACCUCACUAUUUUGACUCAAGUCCUUACCGCAAUGGCGACAGAGGCACUUCUCGGAUCAAUCGACAAUUAUGAUGACUUCAUCUCGCAGUGCCGGCCACACCCGGGGCAGAUAGAAGUGGCCCGCAAUAUCCGUGGGUUGUUAGCUGGAACUAUGUUGGCUGAGAGGACGAACGUUCAUAGGCAAGGUCUCGCUCAGGAUCGAUACGCUUUGCGUACUGCACCCCAGUGGAUUGGCCCUGUGACCGAGGAUCUCUUACUGGCCAAUCGGCAGAUUACCAUUGAGUUAAAUUCAUCGACCGAUAACCCACUGAUCGAGGUAGCCAGAGAUCGGUUUCAUCAUGGUGGAAAUUUUCAAGCUGCAUCUAUUACGAGCGCCAUGGAAAAGGCUAAAACCGCACUAGUGAUGCUCGGCAGGCUUAUUGUAUCACAGUGCCAGGAGAUCAUCAAUCCCAAUCUCAACAAGGGACUGCCACCUAAUCUCUGUUUUGAUGAUCCUAGUACCUCUUUCACAUGCAAGGGCAUCGACAUCAAUAUGUCGGCCUACUUCUCGGAAUUAGCAUUUUUGAGCAAUUCCGUUGUAAGCCAUGUGCAUGUUGCGGAUAUGAACAACCAAUCAGUCAAUUCGCUGGCUCUGAUCGCAUGCCGAUAUGUUAAGGAAGGUGUCGACAUUGUGACCAUGAUGUGUGCAGCCCAUCUCUACGUUCUGUGCCAAGCACUUGAUCUACGAGCCAUGACUCUGGACUUCUUUGCCACUGCAAAGGUAGCUCUCCGCGACCUCUACCAAGAGCUAUGGUGUGCUGGGGAAAUUCCCGAUUUUGAUACUCUAUGGGAUGCUAUCACUGAAUCGUGGGAUGCGCAUAAUGACUCGGACGAGAUUGAAACACGGUGCGAGAAAGUUGCAGCGGACUCAGCCCAUUGUGCCGUCGAUCAGAUAACAAUUUCCGAGUCAUCUUUGUCUUUUGAUUCAUUGACAUUAUUUCCCAAAUGGAGGGCUAGGGUUGCAUCUCUUCUGAAGAAGGCGCAUGAGAAAACCCGCCACCAGUUCCUCAGUAACCAAUCGACUCCUCACUAUUUGGCUACAUCGACGAAGGAAAUUUAUCUCUGGGUGCGUCAAACCCUACAUGUUCCUCUACACCAAGGACUUGGGGACCAUCCCGGAGAUAGCGAAAAUGCAAAGGACAACAAGACCAUUGGCACACGAGUUUCAGUGAUAUAUACUGCCAUUCGCGAUGGAAAAUUGAUGGAACCACUGCAGAGGGCAACCAGCAUGACACUCUAA
Molecule: messenger RNA, 2121 nt
Organism: Penicillium concentricum
Lineage: Eukaryota; Fungi; Ascomycota; Eurotiomycetes; Eurotiales; Aspergillaceae
Product: aromatic amino acid ammonia-lyase
Exons: 3
Coding region: 1-2121 (706 amino acids)
Biological process (GO): L-phenylalanine catabolic process
Cellular component (GO): cytoplasm
Molecular function (GO): ammonia-lyase activity
Source: RefSeq, a predicted model, not a curated record